Messenger RNA from Nestor notabilis (Kea), 3570 nucleotides. RefSeq names its product bromodomain and PHD finger containing, 3 (gene BRPF3). Gene Ontology annotation, biological process: regulation of transcription by RNA polymerase II. The transcript has 13 exons. Bases 1 to 3570 code for a protein of 1189 amino acids. NCBI's taxonomy places the organism in Eukaryota, Metazoa, Chordata, Aves, Psittaciformes, Psittacidae. Gene Ontology annotation, molecular function: protein binding. Gene Ontology annotation, cellular component: MOZ/MORF histone acetyltransferase complex. The record is from RefSeq and is a predicted model, not a curated record.
AUGGAUUGUGGCUCCAAAGGGGCUACUGCUGACCCAGAGCUAGGUCUCUGGACUGCAGGGAUGAGGAAGCCUCGGAGGAGGUGCCGGCAGAGUGUGGAGGGGAGGCGUUCGCCCUCACCCUACAGCCUUAAGUGCUCACCCACCCGGGAGACACUGACCUAUGCUCAGGCCCAGCGGAUCGUGGAGGUGGACAUUGAUGGGCGGCUUCAUCGUAUCAGCAUCUACGAUCCCUUAAAGAUCAUCACAGAGGAUGAGCUGACUGCCCAGGACAUCACAGAGUGCAACAGCAACAAGGAAAACAGUGAGCAGCCCCUUUUCCCUUCCAAAUAUAAGAAAACCCUUUCCAAAGGCAAGAAGAAGGAGUCCUGCUCCAAACAUGCACCAGGGACAUCUUUACACUUACCCCAGCCCAACUUCCGUGUGGUGGACUCCUUCAGCCAAGCAGAGGCUCCUCCUCUCCCUGCCGCCUACUACCGGUACAUAGAGAAGCCUCCUGAGGACCUUGAUGUAGAGGUGGAGUAUGACAUGGAUGAGGAGGAUCUGGCAUGGCUGGAAAUGGUCAACGAGAAGAGAAGGGAUGAUGGUUAUGGCACAGUUUCUGCUGACACUUUUGAGCUGCUGGUGGAUCGGUUGGAAAAGGAGUCAUACCUGGAGAGCCGGAACAACGGGGCUCAGCAGUCCCUCAUUGAUGAGGAUGCCUUCUGCUGUGUCUGCAUGGACGAUGAGUGUCACAACAGCAACGUCAUCCUGUUCUGUGAUAUCUGCAACCUGGCUGUGCACCAGGAGUGUUACGGCGUGCCCUACAUCCCUGAGGGGCAGUGGCUUUGCCGCUGCUGCUUACAGUCCCCUUCUCGCCCUGUGGAUUGUGUCCUUUGCCCAAACAAAGGUGGAGCCUUCAAGCAGACCAGCGACGGCCGCUGGGCCCAUGUGGUUUGUGCCAUCUGGAUCCCGGAGGUCUGCUUUGCAAACACUGUGUUCCUGGAGCCCAUUGAAGGGAUAAAUAACAUCCCCCCGGCUCGGUGGAAGCUCACAUGCUAUAUCUGCAAGCAGAAGGGCAUGGGAGCUGCUAUCCAGUGCCACAAGAUGAACUGUUAUACUGCUUUCCAUGUCACCUGUGCCCAGCGGGCUGGUCUCUUCAUGAAGAUUGAACCCAUGAGGGAGACCAGCAUCAAUGGCACGACGUUCACCGUGCGCAAGACCGCCUAUUGUGAGAGUCAUUCCCCACCAGGGAUGGUGAAAAAAGGGUCUCCAGCUGCUGGUGCUGAGGGGCAGGAGGCCUCUGUGGAGAAGGAGGCAGAGGGGGAAACCAAUUCCAGCCCUCCCAAAGGGUCUCUGAAAAAGAACCAAUUGAAAUUGAAGCAGAAGAUCAAGAAGGAGCUUGGUGAUGUGACCAAUGGGCACUCGUCUGUGCCCAUGGUGACAGUCACACAAAUUCCCUCUUAUAGGCUCAACAAGAUCUGCAGCGGCCUCUCCCUCCAGAGGAAGAACCAGUUCAUGCAGAGGCUCCACAACUACUGGCUGCUGAAGCGCCAGGCGAGGAAUGGGGUGCCCCUGAUCCGGCGCCUGCACUCGCACCUCCAGUCCCAGAGGAACGCGGAGCAGAAGGAGCAGGAUGAGAAGACCAGCGCAGUGAAGGAAGAGCUGAAGUACUGGCAGAAACUGCGGCAUGACUUGGAGCGGGCGCGGCUGCUCAUCGAGCUGAUCCGUAAGAGGGAAAAACUCAAACGGGAGCAGGUGAAGGGUCAGCAGUUUCAGCAGGCUGCCAUGGAGCUACAACUCACCCCUUUCAACGUACUUCUGCGCACAACACUGGACCUGCUGCAGGAGAAGGAUGCUGCCCAGAUCUUUGCAGAGCCUGUUAACCUGAACGAGGUUCCAGAUUACCUGGAAUUCAUUUCCAACCCAAUGGAUUUUUCCACCAUGAGGCGGAAGCUGGAGUCUCACCUGUACCGAACAUUGGAUGAGUUUGAGGAAGACUUUAACCUUAUAGUUACCAACUGCAUGAGGUAUAAUGCUAAAGACACGAUUUUCCACCGAGCAGCUGUCCGGCUCCGAGACCUCGGAGGAGCGAUACUGCGCCAUGCACGGCGGCAGGCUGAAAGCAUCGGCUUUGACACUGAUGUGGGGAUUCACCUGCCUGAGUCACCCAAAACCGAGGACUUUUACCGCUUUUCUUGGGAGGAUGUGGAUAACAUCCUCCUCCCAGAGAACCGGGCUCACCUCUCCUUGGAGGCCCAGCUGAAGGAGCUUCUGGAGAAGCUGGACAUGGUGAGCACCAUGCGGUCCAGCGGUGCCCGGACGCGACGUAUCCGGCUUCUGAGACGGGAGAUCAACUCCAUUCGGCAGAAGCUGGCCCAGCAGCAGAACAAGACCAUGCCCAAUGGGGAGCCUGUGCUGAGGGAAGAGGGGCUGGAUAAAACACCAAGGGAUGGGGAUGAGGAAGGGGAGAAAGAUGAUUCCAAGCCCCCGCACCCUCCAACCCUGGAGCCCACAGGACCUGCACCCUCCCUCUCAGAGCUGGACUCUCUACAGGACCCUCCAAAACUCAAACCCAUCAGUGAAAGCAAGUCCUUGAACCAGCUGCAGAAGAGGGUGGUGUCGGACAGGGAGCUCUUUGACAAGAAGGCUCUGCAGCGGGAGAGCCAAGCCUUCCAGCGCCUGCUCAGUGACAACGGGCUCAACGGGCUGGCCUUGCCCCCUGCAGACACCCCCUCCAGCCCUGCCUUCAGUGGUGUGGGCCGACGGACAUCUGUCCUGUUCAGAAAGGCUAAGAAUGGAGUGAAGCUGCAGAGGGGCCUGGACUGCUCUCUGGAGAACGGGGAGGACCAGCAACUUUCACCCUCCCGCCCCGACGGGGAGCAGCAAGCCCGGAAGCGGCCUCAGAGCAGGACCUGCAGUGAGAGUGAUGGAGAGAAGUCACCCAGGCAGGCAGGACAGAGAGGAGUGACCAAUGGCUUUGUGAAGCACACAGAGAGUGGCUCUGACUCCGAGUGCAGCUCUGGCCUGGGCAGUGGGCUGGUGUUUGAAGCCUGCAGUGGUUUGAUGCCUCCCAAGAGGAGUCGAGGGAAGCCGGCUCUUUCUCGAGUGCCCUUCUUGGAUGGUGUGAAUGGAGACUCUGAUUACAGCAGCUCAGGCAGGACUCUCCUGAUGUCUUUUGAAAAUCAGGCUGAGCUGGAGCCCUUGGAGCUCGUGUGGGCCAAGUGCCGUGGCUACCCCUCCUACCCUGCCUUGAUAAUUGAUCCCAAGAUGCCACGUGAAGGUUUGCUCCACAAUGGGGUCCCCAUCCCAGUUCCACCCGUGGAUGUGUUGAAGUUGGGGGAGCAGAGGCAGACAGAGGCAGGAGAAAAGCUCUUCCUCGUCCUUUUCUUUGACAAUAAGAGAACCUGGCAGUGGCUUCCACGUGACAAAGUCUAUCCCCUCGGUGUGGACGACACAGUGGACAAGUUAAAGAUGAUGGAAGGACGGAAAACCAGCAUCCGCAAGUCUGUGCAGGUGGCAUAUGACCGAGCCAUGAUCCACAUGAGCCGUGUGCGGGGGGAUCAUCCCUUCCUUACAUCCAACUACCUGUAA